Messenger RNA from Meloidogyne enterolobii, 623 nucleotides. The record is from the annotation of a GenBank genome assembly. NCBI's taxonomy places the organism in Eukaryota, Metazoa, Nematoda, Chromadorea, Rhabditida, Meloidogynidae.
CUUAUUAUUCAGCAACUUCAACAACAAAAUCUACUUUUUCAACGUCAACAACACCAAAUGCAGCAAUCCCAACAACAACACCGUCACAGCCCCCGGCUACAUCAUCCAUUCCAACACCAACCAAAUCCUCCCCAAAUUGACAAUCAUCAACAACAACUUUGGUUUAAUUUACUUUCUGCUAUAGCUCUAGGACAUUCAAAUGGUCUGCCAACAGCUUCUACUAGUGAUUUAUCUCAACAACAACAAACAAUUGGAGGAACGGAUAUACGUUCUUUUGCUGCUGAGAAAAAGUUAGAACGCGAUUCUGAUGGAAAUGCCUUAUGCCCUGCAUGUCACGAAAAGAUUGGAAAAGAUUCUGCUCAAUGGGCAAAACAUUUAGACAUGGAAAGGGGAAAAUUACAAAAAGCUAUUCAAUGUUUACGCGAAAGAACGGCAAAAACAAAAAUGUCAGAAACUGAAAAGAUUGAAGAUAUUAAUUUUCAACCAAAUUUGUUUAGAAAAACAAGUAAUGGAAGUUGUAGUGGACGUGAAGCUCUUUUAGAUAGAGUUCGUUGUAAUCAGCGCAGACGGAUGGAAGGUGUUUAUUUUUAAUAUUUAUUGUCCAGAUUAGUCAAGAAUAUAUA